AUGGUAACCACGACCCACGGCAAACGACGCGGAGAAGAAGAAUUACCGUUCCGCGGGGCGACGAGGGAAAAGGAGACCAGCGCGGCAGCUCUAAUCGAGGCGACGCUGGUGAGGGAGACGAAGAAUGGCGGUGGCAUCUUCUCUCCCUCUUGCGAACCGACGCUCGAUGGCCUACCAAGGCUGGAAACGAGGAGUGUCGGCCUAAACUUACCUCCCUACAGCCUGACGAUUCCAUCGCCUAAGAAGUAUUCGAAGAAGAAGAAGCACUGCGGCGGGAUCCUCUGUUUGCCGCUGAAGAAGACGUCGCCUGCGAACGAGAAGAAACGCGGCGGCAGCGUCGGGGGUGGAAUUCUCCACUCAUCCUUAGGAAGAGGAACGACGAAGGUGACGAGAGUCGGCCGAGAAGAACAUCGAUUCUGGGAGACUGCCUUCGCGAUGGAUGAGCCGCCGGAUUCGAGAGCGUCGACCAGCCGCCUGGAAGAUCGCUCGCCGCCGAAGAAGAAGGAGGUAGAGACGGUGGGCUGCAGAUCGAGAUUAUUCUCCCGCCGCGUGAAGAUCCUGUCGCCAAAGGACGUGACGAGGAAGGCGGCGCCGUCGGCGGGCGAAAUGGAGUCGAGGGCGAGCGAAGAGGGAGGCGGUGGCAUCUCUCUUCCCUUCACAAACCCUAAGACCACUCGCUUGGACCGCGGAGCAAGGCAGUAG
Molecule: messenger RNA, 702 nt
Organism: Linum trigynum
Lineage: Eukaryota; Viridiplantae; Streptophyta; Magnoliopsida; Malpighiales; Linaceae
Source: the annotation of a GenBank genome assembly